Molecule: messenger RNA, 10669 nt
Organism: Nannospalax galili (Upper Galilee mountains blind mole rat)
Lineage: Eukaryota; Metazoa; Chordata; Mammalia; Rodentia; Spalacidae
Gene: Dmxl2
Product: Dmx like 2
Exons: 43
Coding region: 393-9446 (3017 amino acids)
Biological process (GO): vacuolar acidification
Cellular component (GO): RAVE complex
Molecular function (GO): protein binding
Source: RefSeq, a predicted model, not a curated record
GAAAGCGAGCGCGGCUGUGCGUGGGAAGAGCUUCCCUUCCCUCCGGAGUCGCUCCCCAGCGCCUAGCGCGCGCCGGCCUCUCCUUCGGGCGCGACGUCGCGGCUCACACGCGCCCCGCUCGCGCGCUUCUCGGCACCGCCCCCGCCUAGCACGCGCCGGCCUUUCGCCCGCACUGGUGCGCCGGUGCAGCAGGCCGUGGGAGCAUCCGGGCAUUUCCGUAGGCGAUCGGCGACCGGGCGGUGGCGGCCGGAGACUCCCAUGAUCAGGCGGCGGCGGCGGGAGGGCGACAGCGGAGUGCGGCGUUGAUCCGGAGGACGCGCAAGGAAGUGGCCGCGGCCGAGCGCGGGGCUUGUCCCCCUCUGCGCAGUGCUCGGUGCUGCCAGGGUUCCGAGAUGCAUCUGCAUCAGGUCCUCACUGGGGCUGUCAACCCUGGAGACAACUGCUACUCCGUGGGCAGCGUCGGGGAUGUCCCCUUCACGGCGUAUGGAUCAGGCUGUGAUAUUGUUAUUUUGGCAAGUGACUUUGAAUGUGUGCAGAUCAUUCCUGGUGCUAAGCAUGGAAACAUCCAAGUCAGCUGUGUGGAGUGUUCUAACCAACAAGGAAGAGUUGCAGCUUCAUAUGGGAAUGCUGUGUGUAUUUUUGAGCCCCUCGGCAUAAAUUCUCAUAAGAGAAAUAGUCAACUCAAGUGUCAAUGGCUGAAAACGGGGCAGUUUUUUUUGAGUUCUGUGACAUACAACUUAGCAUGGGACCCUCAAGAUAACAGAUUGUUGACAGCAACUGACUCUAUUCAGUUGUGGGCUCCUCCAGGAGAUGAUGUUCUAGAAGAGGUGGAAGAAAUUGAUAAUAAACUCCCUCCUGUUUUAAAUGAUUGGAAGUGCAUCUGGCAGUGCAAAACCUCAGUAUCUGUACAUUUGAUGGAAUGGUCCCCUGAUGGUGAAUAUUUUGCUACAGCUGGAAAGGAUGAUUGUCUUCUGAAAGUAUGGUACCCUAUGACUGGUUGGAAAUCCUCAAUUAUACCUCAGGAUCAUCAUGAAGAGAAAAGGAGACAGACUUCUACUCAGUUUUCCUUUGUUUACUUGGCACAUCCUCGAGCAGUGACAGGUUUUUCAUGGCGUAAAACUAGCAAGUAUAUGCCCAGGGGCUCUGUCUGUAAUGUGCUACUAACUUCAUGCCAUGAUGGUGUAUGUCGACUUUGGGCAGAAACCUUAUUACCAGAAGACUGUCUUUUGGGUGAGCAGAUUUGUGAGACCACUACCUCCAGCUUCGCCAGCAGCCUUUCUCAUGCUGGAAGGCACAAAGACAGAAUCCAACAUGCUCUUGAGACAAUACACCAUUUGAAGAAUUUAAGGAAAGGACAAAGGAGAUCUUCUGUUCUUAUAACUCACACUGAAUUGAUGCCUGACCAAACAGCAACCCAUGAAGUUCAAAGACACAUUUCCCACCACGCCAAUGCACUGUGUCAUUUUCACAUCGCAGCAAGCAUCAAUCCUGCCACAGAUAUUCCAAAUGUCCUGGUUGGCACUGUGUUUAACAUCGAUGAAGGAAAUGGGGGUUUUGUAGUUCAUUGGUUAAAUAAUAAGGAAUUUCAUUUUACAUCAUCUACUGAAAUAUUUAUGCACCAAUUACGAAAACUUUCUGAAAAACAGUUAGAUCAUGAAAGUGAUGAUGCCGAUAGAGAAGAUGAAGAACGUUCACAGGAGGAAAGAGAGAGGGGCUUACAUAUGAAAUUAGACCAUGAAUUAUCUCUGGAUAGAGAAUCUGAGGCAGGUACAGGAUCAUCAGAACAUGAAGAGGGAGAAAGAGAAGGAAGUCCUAGAACCUACUCACAACCUAGCAUCCCAAUGCCACUGCCUACAGUCCUGCUUGAUCGGAAGAUUGAAAUGCUGCUGGCAGAAUGGAAUAAGAAUCCUGACAUGCUUUUCACAAUACACCCUGUAGAUGGUACCUUUCUAGUGUGGCAUGUAAAGUAUUUGGAUGAAUAUAAUCCUGGAAUAUUUAGACAAGUCCAGGUUUCCUUUUCUUCUCGGAUUCCUGUUGCAUUUCCCUCUGGGGACGCAAGCUCUCUUAGUAAAAACAUAAUGAUGUAUGCUUGUAUAAAUGUUACAAAAGACUCACACCAUACCCCAUUAUGCCCAGAGCUGAUGUCUGUAGAUAGUCUUCAUGAAUCACAGCCACACUCGCGAUCACGCAGUACAGAUAUGAACAUUUUAGCACCCACGGUAAUGAUGGUCUCUAAACACAUAGAUGGGUCUUUGAAUCAGUGGGCAGUCACUUUUGCUGAUAAAUCUGCCUUUACUACUGUUUUGACUGUAUCCCACAAAUUCCGAUACUGUGGUCACCGUUUCCACCUCAAUGACUUGGCAUGCCAUUCAGUUUUACCACUGUUGCUGACAUCUUCCCAUCACAAUGCUCUGUUGACUCCUGAAUCAGAUUGUCAGUGGGACUCAGACAGUAAAUUAAGUAGAUUAAUAGAUCCUGUAAAACACACAAAAAGUUCAUCAAAGCAGCCACUUAGGAAUGCAGCAACUCGUACAUUUCAUGAUCCAAAUGCAAUCUACAGUGAACUUAUUCUGUGGCGUGUGGACCCCAUAGGACCUUUGUCAUACACUGGAGGAGUGUCAGAAUUGGCUCGAAUUAACUCUUUACAUACCUCAGCCUUCUCCAAUGUGGCAUGGCUUCCAACUCUUAUUCCUAGUUAUUGUCUUGGCACCUAUUGCAAUUCUGCAAGUGCUUGCUUUGUUGCAUCUGAUGGCAAAAAUCUACGACUCUAUCAAGCUGUUGUAGAUGCAAGAAAAUUAUUAGAUGAGCUUUCAGACCCAGAAGCUUCAAAACUUAUUGGAGAAGUGUUUAACAUUGUGAGCCAGCAGUCUACUGCUCGCCCUGGCUGUAUUAUCGAACUUGAUGCAAUAACUGACCAAAUAGGAUAUCGCCCACCACCAUUUUCAGAAAAAUUCUUUUUAGUAGUCAUUGAGAAGAACAGCAAUAAUUACUCUAUUCUCCAUAUGUGGCACCUUCAUCUUAAAUCUGUACAAGCAUGUUUAGCUAAAGCUGCAGAAGGCAUUUCAUCUGACAGUCUUCUUUCAGUCCCUGGACAGAAGAAUGUGGACUCUUCUCCAGAAACCUCCCCUAGUGUGAGCCCCAUGCCACAUUCUUCAUCAAUUGCCAAUCUUCAGACUGCUAGUAAACUUAUUCUGAGUUCCAGACUGGUAUAUAGCCAGCCUCUGGAUCUCCCGGAAGGAGUGGAAGUAAUAAGAGCAACACCAUCUGCAGGUCAUCUGAGUUCCUCUUCAAUUUAUCCGGUGUGCCUUGCACCUUAUUUAGUGGUCACAACUUGUUCGGACAAUAAAGUACGCUUCUGGAAAUGUUGUAUGGAAACUAACCUACUGUGCAAUACAAGUGAUGAUAAAGAAACCUAUCAUUGGAAGAGAUGGCCUCUAAUGAAUGAUGAAGGGGAAGAUAAUAGCAGUACAGUGAGCAUUGUGGGAAGACCUGUUGCUGUUAGCUGUUCAUACACAGGCCGCCUUGCAGUGGCUUAUAAGCAACCUAUCCACCACAAUGGUUUUAUUUCUAAAGAAUUUUCUAUGCAUGUUUGUAUAUUUGAAUGUGAAUCUACAGGAGGGUCAGAAUGGGUUUUAGAACAAACGAUUCAUCUUGAUGAUUUGGUUAAGGUUGGGAGUGUACUCGAUUCAAGGGUCAGUGUUGACAGUAAUUUGUUUGUAUAUAGCAAAUCAGAUGCACUUUUAAGUAAUGAUAGAUACCUUAUUCCAAAUAUCAAACAUUUAGUACAUUUGGAUUGGGUGUCAAAAGAAGAUGGCUCCCACAUUCUCACAGUGGGGGUUGGUGCUAAUAUCUUCAUGUAUGGUAGGCUUUCGGGAAUUGUUACUGAGCAAACCAAUAGUAAGGAUGGAGUAGCUGUCAUUACUUUACCACUAUGUGGUAGUAUCAAGCAAGGAGUUAGGUCAAGAUGGGUUCUUCUUAGAUCUAUAGACUUGGUAUCCUCUGUUGAUGGUACACCUUCACUGCCUGUUUCUCUCUCUUGGGUAAGAGAUGGGAUAUUGGUGGUGGGAAUGGAUUGUGAAAUGCAUGUGUAUGCCCAGUGGAAGCACUCUAUCAAAUUUGGAGACAUUGAAGCCGAUAGUCCUAUAGAAGAGACAGCAAUACAAGAUCAUUCUGCCUUUAAAUCUAGUACGUUGGCAAGAAAAAGUAUUGUUGAAGGAACAGCUGCUGCUGAUGAUGUUUUUGGUUCACCAACUGUAAUUCAAGAUGGUGGCUUAUUUGAGGCUGCACAUGUACUCUCUCCGACUCUUCCACAGUAUCAUCCAACUCAGCUAUUAGAAUUGAUGGACUUAGGGAAAGUUCGAAGAGCUAAAGCUAUCCUCUCUCAUUUAGUAAAAUGUAUUGCAGGUGAAGUUACAAUAGUUAGGGAUCAUGAUGCUGGAGAAGGAACUAAGCGGCAUCUUUCUCGAACCAUUAGUGUAAGUGGCAGUACAGCAAAGGAUACAGUCACCAUAGGAAAGGACGGUACUCGAGAUUAUACUGAGAUAGAUUCUAUUCCUCCAUUACCACUGCAUGCAUUGCUUGCUGCUGAUCAGGAUACGUCCUACAGAAUUUCAGAAGAGAGCACAAAAAUGCCACAGAGCUAUGAAGACCAUAUUGAAAGUCAACCAGAGGAUCAGUAUUCAGAGCUGUUCCAAGUCCAGGAUAUAACAACAGAUGAUAUUGAUUUGGAGCCAGAAAAGAGAGAAAGCAAAUCAAAAGUAAUAAAUCUUUCUCAGUAUGGACCAGCUUAUUUUGGUCAGGAACAUGCUAGGGUACUUUCAAGUCAUCUUAUGCACUCAAGUCUACCAGGCCUUACCCGCUUGGAGCAGAUGUUCCUUGUAGCGUUGGCUGAUACCGUGGCAACUACCAGUACUGAGCUUGAUGAAAACAGAGAUAAGAAUUACUCAGGAAGAGACACUCUAGAUGAGUGUGGUUUGCGAUACUUGUUAGCAAUGCGCUUACAUACAUGCCUUUUGACGUCAUUGCCCCCUUUAUACCGAGUACAGCUCCUUCAUCAAGGUGUGUCUACCUGCCAUUUUGCCUGGGCUUUUCAUUCAGAAGCUGAGGAAGAACUGAUCAAUAUGAUUCCAGCAAUUCAGAGAGGAGACCCUCAGUGGUCUGAGUUAAGAGCUAUGGGAAUUGGUUGGUGGGUGCGGAAUGUUAACACACUUCGAAGAUGCAUUGAAAAGGUUGCUAAAGCUUCUUUUCAACGGAACAAUGAUGCCUUAGAUGCUGCAUUAUUCUACCUUUCAAUGAAGAAGAAAGCAGUUGUGUGGGGUCUGUUUAGGUCACAACAUGAUGAAAAAAUGACAACUUUUUUCAGCCACAACUUUAAUGAAGACAGGUGGCGGAAAGCUGCUUUGAAAAAUGCUUUUUCUUUACUUGGAAAGCAACGCUUUGAACAAUCUGCUGCCUUUUUCUUGCUAGCUGGUUCAUUGAAAGAUGCCAUAGAGGUAUGUCUUGAAAAAAUGGAAGAUAUUCAACUAGCCAUGGUUAUUGCCCGUUUAUUUGAGUCUGAAUUUGAGACUUCAUCGACUUAUAUAUCUAUUUUGAACCAGAAAAUUUUGGGUUGUCAAAAGGAUGGCUCAGGAUUCAAUUGCAAAAAAUUACAUCCUGACCCUUUUCUUCGAAGUCUUGCCUAUUGGGUAAUGAAAGAUUACACCCAAGCAUUGGAUACAUUAUUGGAACAAACACCAAAGGAAGAUGAUGAACAUCAAGUUAUCAUCAAAUCUUGUAACCCUGUGGUGUUUAGUUUUUACAACUACCUUCGAACACAUCCUUUGCUUAUUCGAAGAAAUCUUGCCUCCCCUGAAGGAACUUUGGCAACUUUAGGUCUCAAAACAGAGAAAAACAUUGCAGAUAAAAUUAACCUCAUAGAAAGGAAAUUAUUUUUUACCACUGCAAAUGCUCAUUUUAAAGUUGGAUGUCCUGUUUUAGCCCUCGAAGUACUUUCUAAAAUCCCUAAAGUAACAAAAAUAUCUUCCUUACUUGUAAAAAAAGAUCAGCCUGACUUUAUUUCUAAAAGGAAGGAGAAUGGACCAUCAGAGUCAAAACCUCUGAGUGAUCGCAAUGGCAGUUCUGGUGCUGACUGGUCAGCCAUGACUUCAUCUCAGUUUGACUGGAGUCAGCCAAUUGUUACAGUUGAUGAGGAGCCUCUUAGUCUUGAUUGGGGUGAAGAUCAUGAUAGUGCCUUAGAAGAGGAUGAUAUGGAAGGUUUAGUAAUGAAGAAUACAGAUGCCAGGAGAAAAGAUGGGCAGGAUCAGAAGACCUCAGACCCUAAAUCAUCAUUUACCCCUCAGGAAGAGGAUUGUCCUGAAGGUGAUACUGAAGUUGAUGUCAUUGCUGAACAACUAAAGUUCCGAGCUUGUUUGAAGAUCCUUAUGACUGAAUUAAGAACUUUGGCUACAGGUUAUGAAGUAGAUGGAGGAAAGCUAAGAUUUCAGCUCUAUAACUGGCUUGAAAAGGAAAUUGCUGCCUUACAUGAGAUAUGCAAUCAUGAAUCAGUUAUUAAAGCAUAUUCCAUGAAAACAUAUUCCAAAGUAGAAAGUGAUCUUCUGGAUCAGGAAGAAAUGGCAGACAAACCAGAUAUUGGUUCAUAUGAGCGCCACCAAAUAGAAAGACGAAGAUUGCAGGCUAAACGAGAGCAUGCAGAAAGGCGAAAGUUGUGGUUACAGAAAAACCAAGAUCUCCUAAGAGUGUUUCUCAGUUACUGUAGCCUUCAUGGGGCCCAAGGUGGUGGUCUGGCCUCAGUAAGAAUGGAACUCAAAUUUUUGCUACAAGAAUCUCAGCAGGAAACUACUGUAAAGCAGCUCCAGUCUCCACUACCAUUGCCUACCACCUUGCCUCUGCUUUCAGCAAGUAUUGCUUCAACAAAAACAGUCAUAGCUAAUCCUGUAUUGUACUUAAAUAACCACAUCCAUGAUAUACUUUAUACUAUUGUUCAGAUGAAAACACCACCUCAUCCCAAUAUUGAAGAUGUUAAGGUGCACACACUUCAUUCACUAGCAGCAUCACUUUCUGCAUCAAUUUACCAAGCAUUAUGUGACAGUCAUAGCUACAGCAGUCAAACAGAGGCAAAUCAGUUUACAGGAAUGGCUUAUCAAGGGCUUCUUUUAAGUGAUCGGCGAAGGCUAAGGACAGAAAGCAUUGAAGAACAUGCAACACCAAACUCGGCUCCUGCUCAGUGGCCUGGUGUGAGCUCGCUUAUUAAUCUCUUGAGUUCAGCCCAAGAUGAAGACCAACCAAAAUUGAAUGUUCUGUUGUGUGAAGCUGUUGUUGCUGUUUACUUAAGUUUACUGAUACAUGCUCUCGCCACAAAUUCCUCCAAUGAAUUGUUUCGGCUUGCAGCCCACCCAUUAAAUAAUCGAAUGUGGGCUGCUGUUUUUGGAGGGGGUGUGAAACUUGUUGUGAAGCCUCGAAGACAAUCAGAAAGUAUUUCAGCACCUCCUGUUCCUUCUGAAGACAUAGAUAAACACCGCAGGAGAUUUAACAUGAGAAUGCUGGUCCCUGGAAGGCCUGUAAAAGAUGCUACCCCACCACCAGUGCCUGCAGAAAGACCAUCUUACAAAGAAAAAUUUAUUCCUCCUGAACUUAGUAUGUGGGAUUACUUUGUUGCAAAGCCGUUUCUCCCUUUGUCUGAUAGUGGUGUUAUAUAUGACUCUGAUGAAAGUGUUCACAGUGAUGAUGAAGAAGAUGAUGCCUUUUUUUCAGACACACAAAUACAGGAGCACCAAGAUCCAAAUUCUUACAGCUGGGCUCUUCUACAUUUGACAGUGAUUAAGCUGGCACUUCACAAUAUCAAGAGUUUCUUCCCUAUCGCUGGACUGGAAUUUUCUGAGCUCCCUGUAACAUCACCAUUAGGAAUUGCUGUAAUUAAAAACCUGGAGAACUGGGAACAGAUUCUGCAAGAGAAAAUGGAUCACUUUGAAGGUCCACCCCCUAACUAUAUCAACACGUAUCCAGCUGACCUUUCAGUAGGAGCUGGGCCAGCAGUUCUUCGAAAUAAAGCAAUGCUAGAGCCUGAAAAUACUCCAUUCAAGUCCCGGGACUCUGCUGCACUUCCAGUCAAACGACUCUGGCAUUUCCUUGUCAAACAAGAAGUUCUUCAAGAGACAUUUAUUAGAUAUAUUUUCACAAAGAAAAGAAAGCAGAGUGAGUCUGUAGAAGAACAUGUGGAGCAGGUCAAACACAUCUCCGUAGCAGAAGAUUGCCACAUCAAGGUUGAAGCUGAUCUGGGCUAUCCAGGAGGAAAAGCCAAAGUCAUUCAUAAGGAAUCUGACAUGAUCAUGGCAUUUUCUGUUAAUAAGGCAAACUGUAAUGAAAUUGUUUUGGCUUCAACACAUGAUGUUCAAGAACUUGAUGUUACUUCUCUACUGGCCUGUCAAUCAUAUAUAUGGAUUGGAGAAGAAUAUGAUAGAGAAUCUAAAAGUUCAGAUGAUAUUGAUUAUCGUGGUUCCACCACAACCUUGUAUCAGCCUGGAGCGGCCGCCCAUUCCACAAGCCAGGUGCAUCCACCUCCGUCUCUGCCAUGGCUAGGCAGCGGGCAGACCAGCACUGGGGCUAGUGUGCUCAUGAAAAGGAACUUACAUAAUGUUAAGAGAAUGACUUCACACCCUGUCCAUCAAUACUAUCUCACAGGUGCUCAGGAUGGAAGUGUCCGAAUGUUUGAAUGGACACGACCUCAGCAACUUGUCUGUUUCCGCCAAGCCGGCAAUGCAAGAGUUACUAGAUUAUAUUUUAACUCACAAGGCAACAAGUGUGGUGUUGCAGAUGGAGAGGGUUUUCUGAGUAUCUGGCAAGUUAAUCAAACUGCAUCAAAUCCUAAACCUUACAUGAGUUGGCAGUGCCACAGUAAAGCCACAAGUGACUUUGCAUUUAUUACCUCUUCAAGUCUAGUUGCAACAUCUGGACAGUCCAAUGACAAUAGAAAUGUAUGCCUCUGGGACACAUUAAUAUCACCUGGAAACAGCCUCAUUCAUGGUUUCACAUGCCAUGACCAUGGUGCCACAGUACUGCAGUAUGCCCCCAAACAGCAACUCCUGAUCUCUGGAGGUCGGAAGGGAUGCAUCUGCAUUUUUGAUAUCAGACAGAGACAGCUAAUGCAUACCUUCCAGGCACAUGACUCAGCUAUUAAGGCUUUGGCUCUGGAUCCCUGUGAGGAAUAUUUUACUACAGGAUCAGCAGAAGGCAAUAUAAAGGUCUGGAGAUUGACAGGCCAUGGCUUGAUUCAUUCAUUUAAGAAUGAACAUGCUAAGCAGUCCAUAUUCCGAAACAUUGGAGCUGGAGUCAUGCAGAUUGACAUCAGCCAAGACAAUCGGCUCUUCUCUUGUGGUGCAGAUGGCACUCUGAAAACCAGGGUUCUGCCCAAUGCUUUUAACAUCCCUAGUAGAAUUCUUGACAUUCUGUAGUUCCAAAGAUUGAGGGUUUAUUUUUAUAUACAUUUUAGUUAAAAGACAUAAUGCAGGAAUUACACAGUUCUGCUUUGCACACUGUUAACACCUUGAAAACAAUACAGAGAAUCUCUGUAGAAUUUGAUUCUGAUCCAAGCUGGGUGACACAGCGCAGUGUUGCUUACCCAGAUUGGUAGAGUGCAUGUAUCUCAUUAUAACACUGACAUACAAAAACAAAAACAGGUGAACCUUGUGUUGUAUGAAGGGAAGCUAUUCUUUACAUCAUGUAACAGACCUGUUUCAAAAACAGGUGAGGUUAGCUAACAGUAAGUUAAAAUAUCAAGCAGUGUCUUUAUACCAAAUUGUAGAAGAAAAUGUUGCUGAUUUGGGUUUUUCUUCCUGUUCUUACCAUGGAUUGAAGCAUGCCUGCUGCCCCUUCUUUUGUUGAAUAAAGGAUAGUCAUAAGGUGUUAGAAACUCUAGACCACCAGGAAAACUUUAAACUGUGGAGCAGUGUUCAAUGACCAGUUCUCUGUCAUAAGAGGUCAUUUUCAUUCUUCCUGCUGAAUAUUUUUCCUGUUUGUGUUUAUACUGAGCUAGUACUGUAACCUGCAAAUCAGUGCAAAUUUAAAUGCGAUGUUUUCCUCACGAUUUGCACAUUUACAUUUUUUGGACUGCUAGUUUUUCUAUUAAAAUACUUGCCUUUAUGUUAGGAAUGUAAUAUGUAGACAUGACAUAUUUGUAGUUAAUCAAAACAUACCUUUUUAGUCCAGUUUAGAUCUUUUUCUUUUUAUGUAUUUAAGGUUAAAUACCCACCACAUGUAAGGCUAUGUUGGAACUAUACCAAUAGAGCAUUUCAUAUCAAUUAAAAUGAAUGUUGGGCUUUUUGUGGCCAGUUGAUGAGAUUGGUGAUAUUAUUUAUUGCCACAGCCUAUUGUAUAAACUAUGCAGAGUUAAAUAUUAUUUGCUUGUAAAAUAUUAGCUAAUGUUACCAUAUUUUGAUGUAUUUCCUUUGUUAUGAUGAAAAAUAUGUUGUGAUAUUGAAACCAAUGUCUGUGUGUUUAAAUGUCUACCAGCAAAUUGUCUCAUCAUGUGAAUGAGAAUGUUUAAUGCCUGUGUGGUAAAUAGUAAAAUAUAAUGGUACACAAGCACCUUUCUCUGGAGGCAAUAUGAUGUUCAUGCUGUGAAAUACAUAUGUAAAAGAAAAAUAAAUGUUAUUUGUUAGAGUUUUAUCUUAGUUUG